AUGGCUGCUGCUCAGGGAUAUCCUCUUCUGUGUCUGGAGAACCCUCUCCUGGACAUCCAGGCCGUUGGUGAUGCUGCUCUCCUGGAGAAGUACGGCCUGAAGGACAAUGAUGCCAUUCUGGCUGAGGAUAAGCACAUGGGACUCUACGAUGAGCUCCUUGGCCGUGAUGCGAAGCUAAUCGCCGGUGGUGCUGCUCAGAACACUGCCCGUGGUGCCCAGUACAUCCUCCCCGAAAACUCCGUGCUCUACAUUGGCUGUGUUGGCAAGGACAAGUAUGCAGACAUCCUCAAGGAGGCUUGCAACAAGGCUGGCGUCCACACAGAGUACCGUAUCGACGAUGUCCAGCCCACUGGCAAGUGCGGUGUGAUCAUCACCGGCCACAACCGUAGCAUGUGCACUCACCUCGCUGCCGCCAACGAGUACAAGGUCGACCACCUCAAGCAGCCUGAGAUCUGGUCUCUCGUCGAGAAGGCUCAGUACUACUAUGUCGGUGGAUACCACCUGACUGUCAGUGUGCCUGCCAUCCUGGCUCUUGCCGAGGAGGCUGCUGCUAAGAACAAGGUCUUCAUGCUUUCUCUCUCUGCUCCUUUCAUCCCCCAGUUCUUCAAGGACCAGCUCGACAGCGUCCUGCCCUACACCGACUACACUUUCUGCAAUGAGACCGAGGCCCGCUCCUACUCCGAGAGCCACGGAUGGAACACCGACGAUGUCGUCGAGAUCGCCAAGAAGCUCGCUCAGCUUCCCAAGAAGAACACCAACCGUCCCAGAGUUGCUAUCGUCACUCAGGGUACUCUGCCCACGAUCACCGCUACCGUCAAGCCUGACGGUGAGGUUGAGAUCAAGGAGUUCCCCGUGCACGAGAUCCCCAAGAGCGCCAUCAACGACACCAACGGUGCCGGUGACGCCUUCGCUGGUGGCUUCUGCGCCGGUGUUGUCUCGAAUAAGUCCCUUGAGGAGAGCAUGGAUAUGGGCCAGUGGCUCGCCAGCUUGAGCAUCCAAGAGCUGGGACCCUCUUUCCCCUUCCCCAAGAAGACCUAUGCCCCUACCCGCUCAUAG
Messenger RNA from Aspergillus clavatus NRRL 1, 1056 nucleotides. RefSeq names its product adenosine kinase. Gene Ontology annotation, molecular function: adenosine kinase activity. The transcript has 7 exons. Gene Ontology annotation, biological process: purine ribonucleoside salvage. Bases 1 to 1056 code for a protein of 351 amino acids. The record is from RefSeq and is a predicted model, not a curated record. Gene Ontology annotation, cellular component: nucleus; cytosol. Lineage: Eukaryota; Fungi; Ascomycota; Eurotiomycetes; Eurotiales; Aspergillaceae.